This is a messenger RNA of Danio aesculapii, 2710 nucleotides long. RefSeq names its product ERC protein 2-like. The record is from RefSeq and is a predicted model, not a curated record. Gene Ontology annotation, cellular component: cytoskeleton of presynaptic active zone. The transcript has 18 exons. The coding region runs from base 1 to 2583 and encodes 860 amino acids. NCBI's taxonomy places the organism in Eukaryota, Metazoa, Chordata, Actinopteri, Cypriniformes, Danionidae. Gene Ontology annotation, molecular function: structural constituent of presynaptic active zone. Gene Ontology annotation, biological process: maintenance of presynaptic active zone structure; neuromuscular synaptic transmission; regulation of synaptic plasticity.
AUGUUGUCCCCUGCUCUGUUCCAUUCCAGCCACCUCCAGCUGACCAUCCAGGCCCCUGCAGGACGAGCUGAGGACCCAGCGAGACCUCAACCAUCUACUCCAGCAGGAGAGCAGCUCUCGGCCUGGCGGCGGAGACCAUUUCACCACCAUCGAGCUGACCGAAGAAACUUCCGCAGGCUCCAGGACGGUGCGUUGGAUGAGGAGGAGCAGGAGCGAGCCAGACGAAUCGCUGAAGCUGAAGCGCAGCUCGGACACCUGGAGGUCAUACUGGACCAGAAGGAGAAGGAGAACAUCCAUCUCAGAGAGGAACUUCAUCGGAGAAACCAGCUUCACCCAGACCCUGGAAAAACUAAAGCCCUUCAGACUAUCAUAGAAAUGAAGGACACCAAAAUUGCCUCCUUGGAGCGCAACAUUCGGGACCUGGAGGACGAGAUUCAGAUGUUGAAGGCGAAUGGAUUGCUGAAUACGGAAGAUCGAGAGGAGGAGAUCAAGCAGAUGGAGGUCUACAAAAACCACUCCAAGUUCAUGAAGACCAAGAUUGACCAGCUCAAGCAGGAGCUCUCCAAGAAAGAGUCUGAGCUUUUGGCUCUGCAAACAAAACUGGAAACUCUGAAUAAUCAGAAUUCCGACUGCAAACAACAUAUUGAAGUGCUCAAAGAGUCCCUCACUGCCAAAGAGCAACGCGCUGCCAUCCUACAAACAGAGGUGGAUGCUCUCAGGUUGCGCCUGGAGGAGAAAGAAUCAUUCCUUAAUAAAAAGACGAAGCAGCUUCAAGACUUGACGGAGGAGAAGGGAACUCUGGCUGGAGAAAUCCGAGACAUGAAGGACAUGCUGGAAGUCAAAGAGCGCAAAAUCAACGUCUUGCAGAAGAAGAUUGAAAACCUUCAGGAGCAGCUGAGGGAUAAAGAUAAGCAGCUGGGGAACCUGAAGGACAGAGUGAAGUCUCUACAGACGGACUCCAGCAAUACUGACACUGCCCUCGCCACGCUGGAGGAAGCUCUGUCUGAGAAGGAGCGAAUUAUCGAGCGACUGAAAGACCAAAGAGAGCGUGAAGACCGAGAGCGAAUGGAGGAGCUGGACUCAUAUAAAAAGGAGAACAAAGAUCUGAAAGAGAAGGUGAACACACUGCAGGUGGAGCUGACGGAGAAAGAGUCGAGUCUGAUAGAUCUGAAGGAACAUGCGUCCUCGUUGGCCUCGUCGGGCCUCAAGAAAGACUCCAAACUCAAGUCUCUCGAGAUCGCCAUCGAGCAGAAGAAAGAGGAGUGCAAUAAACUGGAGACUCAGUUGCAAAAGCAGGCAGAGCAGCUGUUCAGUCAAAUGAACAACCCCAAGGCCCAUGAAGUGGAGGUGCAGCAGAGCUCACGUGGAAACCCGGAGUAUGUAGAUCGGGUCAAACUUCUGGAAAAAGAGGUUUCCUUCUUUAAGGAUGAAUCCAGCAAAGCUCAGAACGAAGUGGAGAGGUUACUGGAGAUCCUGAGAGAGGUGGAGACGGAGAAAAACGACAAGGAUAAGAAGAUUCAAGAGUUGGAGAGUCUCGCUCCCAGGCAAACCAAGGAUCAAAUUAAAAAGGGCCCAGGAAUCAAGCUUGGUCCUCAGAUGGACAAAAAAGGCCCAGGCAACAUCUUGCAAGACCAGCGCAAGGAUAACCCAAUGGACAACCCAAAGAUGGAGGAGUUGAUGAAUGUUUUAGAAAAGACGAGGCAAGAGCUGGAUGCCACCAAACAGCGUCUGUCUUCCACCCAACAGUCUCUGUCUGAGAGAGACGGCCAUCUGACCAACCUCCGACAGGAGCGCAGAAAACAGCUGGAGGAGAUCUUAGAGAUGAAACAACAGGCUCUACUCGCUGCUAUCAGUGAGAAGGAUGCAAACAUCGCUUUGCUGGAGCUUUCGUCCUCUAAUAAGAAGAAAACGCAGGAGGAAGUGCUGGCGCUGAAGAGAGAGAAGGACAGACUGAUGCAUCAGCUCAAACAGCAGACACAAAGCCGAAUGAAACUGAUCUCCGACAACUACGAGGACGACCAUUACCACCCUCACGGGCCGCCUCCCCAUAUGCAACCUCAACCCCUUCACCCUCAACCCCAGCCACAGCCACCAUACCCACAGGGCCCGCACCCUCAUCAGCCUCCAUACCCACACGCACCCCAUCCACAGCACCCACAGCCUCCUCCACACCACCCACAGCACCCCCAGCAGCCUCAACCGUCUGGCCCACACCCACCCCGACCCCAACAGCCUCACCCUCAGCACCAACAGCACCCUCAGCACCAACAACACCCUCAGCAUCCUCAACACCCUCAGCAUCCUCAACACCCCCAACAUCCUCAUCCUGGAAUCCCUCCACAGCAGCAGCAGCAGCAUCCGCACCUCCAGCACCCUCAUGGACCUCCACCUCAGCAGGGACCUCACCCUCCACAGCCCAUGCCCCACCCGCAGCAACACCCGCAUCACCCUCCACACCCUGGGCCUCAGGGGCCUCACCCUCGACACCCUCCACCACACCACCGGGGGCCCGGACGUGGACAACCUCAUCCCGGACACAGACCUUCCCCAGACCAGGAUGAUGAAGAAGGAAUUUGGGCUUAACCAUUACCAAACCAAAGCUAUGAUGUUGUUUUAUGGGACAGUUCAGUCACUAUUGGAGGAGCACAGCCAUGCCAUACAGAUGAUAUUCUACAUUGUUCACUCUGCCAGUCUUUACUUACAAUCAGAC